Molecule: messenger RNA, 2603 nt
Organism: Salvelinus sp. IW2-2015
Lineage: Eukaryota; Metazoa; Chordata; Actinopteri; Salmoniformes; Salmonidae
Source: RefSeq, a predicted model, not a curated record
CGCUGUGGUGUGCAUAUGGGACUGUACUGUAUGCUUCCCGGGUUCGGUAAGCGCCACAGUUUUUCAUGCCAGUCUCGCACAGCCCUAUGAGUAAGCGAGAGUGCCUGUGUAAAUUUGUGCGGCAAGGUUGCUACCCAAACCGAAGAAAGCCUACCGGACGAUGACAAGCCAGGCUACAGCGGCUAGUAGAGGACAUUAUCCUGUGAACUAAAGGAAUUCGCCGUAUCAUAUAGGCAUUCUGUUGUCAUCGACCAUUUGGAGAGAAAAAAAACAGACGGUCAAACGAAGUUGCGCGAACGGAAUGUUCAUCAAAGAUUAAUUAUUGUGUUCGUAGCUAAUAUCACCCCGGUGAAACCUUGCAUCGGCUUUUGGGGAUCUUUAGGCUAUGAAUGAGGCGACAUUGGGUAUCCGAAAUUUUCUAGGAAUUGGGAGUGAAUGGAACUAGGCUAAAAUCUCUAAAUUGAUUGAGCAUCAUUGAGGAACGCCGUUGUAGACUUUAUCGUAGUAGCCUACUUGGAGCAUUUUCCGUGGAUGUAAGUAGCUACAAUAUUCCAUCACCUAAAGGAAGAGAAGACCAUUCAUUACUGGUUGUGUGAUCAGAAUAAAAACAGCACCAGGAGCUUCCAUUGAAACCCGAAAGAAACAUGUGAAGACCCUGGUGAAGAUAAAAGCUUGAACCUAGCCUUUGAGAACACAAAGAGGAAGGUAGCCUCCCUCCCACUCCUCCUCCAUCCUCCCCCUGUUCAGUCUGCUGUUGCCUUGUUGCAGAGCCCCUAGUGGUAUGGAGGGCCGACGGUCGCGGCGAGUCACAAAAUACAGCGCCAGGACUUUCCCAGCGGGCCCUACACGUGGCGCUGUGCUGGCCAUGCUGGGCUGCUGGGUGUUAGCUGUCGCUGCCACCGUGUGCCAAGGCCAGACCACCUUCACCAGCUUCCACCCAGAGCGCCGGGAGUGGGCCUUCAACCAUCUGACGGUCCACCAGACAACUGGGGCGCUCUACAUCGGAGCAGUCAACCGUGUCUACAAGCUAUCAGGCAACCUGACCCUGAUGGUGUCCCACGACACAGGCCCUGAGGACGAUAACAAGGCCUGCUACCCGCCCCUCAUCGUUCAGCCCUGCUCUGAACCCCUGACCUCCACUAACAAUGUCAACAAGCUGCUCCUCAUAGACUACAGCCAGAAUCGCCUUCUGGCCUGCGGUAGCCUCUACCAGGGAGUCUGUAAACUCCUUCGUCUGGACGACCUGUUUAUCCUAGUGGAGCCGUCCCAUAAGAAAGAGCACUACCUCUCCAGCGUCAACCAGACAGGCACCAUGUACGGGGUAAUCGUGCCCUCCCAUGGCCAGGACGGGACUCUCUUCAUCGGAACGGCAGUAGACGGCAAGCAGGACUACUUCCCUACCAUCUCUAGCCGUAAGCUGCCCCGCGACCCAGAGUCCUCAGCCAUGCUUGACUACGAGCUUCACACGGACUUCGUCUCGUCUCUGAUAAAGAUCCCGUCAGACACGCUGGCGCUGGUGUCCCACUUCGACAUCUACUACGUGUAUGGCUUCGCCAGCGGCUCCUUCGUCUACUUCCUGACCGUCCAGCCCGAGACGCCGGAGAACAGCAUGUCAUCAGGCGGAUCCUCCAACGACCUCUUCUACACCUCGCGCAUCGUACGCCUCUGCAAGGAUGACCACAAGUUCCACUCGUACGUCUCCUUACCCGUGGGCUGCGUGAGGAAUGGCGUGGAGUACCGUCUCCUGCAGGCUGCCUACCUAGCCAAGCCGGGCCGCGUGCUGGCCGCCUCGCUCAACAUCAGCUCCACGGACGACGUGCUCUUCACCGUGUUCUCCAAGGGCCAGAAGCAGUACCACCAGCCACCAGAUGACUCUGCGCUCUGCGUGUUCACCAUCAAGGACAUCAACGCCCGCAUCAAGGAGCGCCUGCAGUCCUGCUACCAGGGAGAGGGCAACCUGGAGCUCAACUGGCUGCUGGGGAAAGACGUGCAGUGCACAAAAGCGCCGGUGCCCAUCGAUGACUCGUUCUGUGGUCUGGACAUCAACCAGCCCCUAGGCGGCUCUCAGCUGGUGACGGGACACACCCUCUACACAGAGACACGGGACCGCAUGACCUCCGUCACCUCCUACGUCUACAACGGAUACUGCGUGGCCUUCGUGGGCACCAAGAGCGGACGCCUCAAAAAGGUCAGUUACUCUUACUGUCAGUUCCCGGCAGUUAUGGUCAAUUACCGGCUGUUAUCGCCAGCCAGAGCCUGGACUUCGAAAAUACUGACUUACCUAGGGCCGUUGCUCUUUAGGGAGCAUAGGUCAUCGAUGACGCCUCUCCAUUACACUCUGUUCUGGGCAGUCUUCUCCAGCCCGUUCACCUAUUGAAAAAGUCCUCUAGCUAUUCUGGUCUCCCAGUUCAAGGUCCAUUUAAAGCGAUUGUGAAGCACUUCAUCACUGUUGAAUCCCUGGCCUCAGGAGACUGAGGAGGCUGUCUGUCCACUGACUGGUCCUCAGAACCUCAGACACUGAAGUGGUAGUAUUCUAUUCAAGGGACUGAAUGGACGGAGCACGGUGUGGUGGUAAGGAGAAGAUAAACCUUCCUCCUCCAUAU